AUGGCGACAGAAAAGAGCGGGAGCUGUCUCACGCGCGUUGGGAUUAGUGGGCUCAGGUGGCUCUUCUUGGCCGCGGUGCUGCUCUACCUGGUCGGGCACAGCUCAGAGAAGAAGCUGCUCAAACUGGCCCUGGCAGCCGGGCUGGCGGGGGGCACGACGUUCAUCCCGAUCCCGCUGCCACUCCGCAAGGACGUCUAUACGCCGAAGCUUGUGCCCAUAGCGCAGAUGUACCCUGUGCCGUACCCGGUGUACACCCACGAGCACGUGCACCACGACUCCAAGCACGAACAUAUCAACCACGGGACGAAGCACGAGCACGAGCCCAAGAGUAAAGUCGUUGUCCUCAAAGGAGACCACGGAGGCCACGGAGGAGGCUACGGGGGCUACGACGGCGAUGACUAUCGGUGA
This is a messenger RNA of Ixodes scapularis (black-legged tick), 408 nucleotides long. RefSeq lists its product as uncharacterized. The transcript is spliced from 2 exons. NCBI's taxonomy places the organism in Eukaryota, Metazoa, Arthropoda, Arachnida, Ixodida, Ixodidae. The coding region runs from base 1 to 408 and encodes 135 amino acids. The record is from RefSeq and is a predicted model, not a curated record.